AAAAAUAGCUCAUUCUUCAGUUGAAAACAAUUCCAGUGUUUUUCCUCGAGGUUCCCCUCUGCAUUCACCCCCACCCGCCUCCCUUCUAUAAAGCUCCCACCCUCCUCCCGCCGUGCACGCGCCUCGCGAGCACGGCCGCAGUCCUGGCAGAGAGAGAGAGAGAGAGGCAGCGGAGGAGGACACAAACACCGCGGCACGCCGAGAGGAAAACGGACGCAGCACGCGGAACCGAGCGCGCGGGUCGGCCUGAAGGUCGGGGUGGGGACGUACUGUCGGACGGGCAGCUGGACUGUUAGCGGAGGAGGCUCACGGUUCGCCUGGCUUUCCUCGUCAGAGAAAGAAGGGUCUGAGCCGGGGAGGUUUCCGGAGCAGCAGACUGCAGGAGGCGCGUUGGAGGAGGAGGAGGAGCUGGGAUGUCCUGAAUUAGCCCUCUGGUACCAGGGAGAGGUCUGCUGAUGGGACCUGCUGCACCAUCAUGAGCUUACAAGAUGGCGGCUGCAGCUAUGCCGGCAGCGCCAAUUUGGCCUCCAUUACCGGGAGCAUGCGGCGGCGCCUGGAGGACCAGGAGUUCACCCUGCGUGUCUAUCCAGGCACCCUGGCGGAGGGCACCAUCUACUGCCCCGUCAGCGCUCGCAAGAACACCACUGCCGCUGAAGCCAUCGAGUGCCUCAUCGAGCGACUACGUCUGGAUCGGACCAAAUGCUACGUCUUGGCAGAGGUGAAGGAGUUUGGAGGGGAGGAAUGGAUCCUCAACCCAGGCGACUGCCCUGUGCAGCGCAUGAUGCUGUGGCCGAGAAGUGCCCUGGAGAACCGCAGCGGCCUGGGCAGCGGGGAAGACUACCGCUUCCUGCUGCGGGAGAAGAAUCUGGAUGGAUCUAUUCACUACGGCGGCAGCCUGCAGAAGUGGCUCCGGGUGACGGAGGAGCGUCGGCGCAUGGUGGAACGAGGUUUCCUCCCUCAGCCCGCAGGAAGCGAUCCUCCGUCCGACCUUUGCGCCCUCCCGGAGCUGACGGAGCGCACGCUUUUGGAAAGCCUCCGAGCACGCUUCCGACAGGAGAAAAUCUACACCUACAUUGGGAGUAUUCUUAUUGUGAUUAACCCUUUCCAAUUCUUACCCGUCUACAACCCCAAAUACGUCAAAUUGUACGACAACCACACGCUGGGAAAGCUGGAGCCGCAUAUUUACGCUGUGGCGGAUGUGGCCUAUCACGCCAUGCUGCAGCGGAAGAAGAACCAGUGCAUCGUCAUUUCUGGGGAGAGUGGAUCCGGGAAAACGCAAAGCACCAACUUCUUGAUUCACCACCUGACGGCUCUGAGCCAGAAAGGCUUCGCCAGUGGGGUGGAGCAGAUCAUCCUGGGAGCAGGACCUGUGCUGGAGGCUUUCGGGAACGCCAAGACGGCUCACAACAACAACUCCAGCCGCUUUGGCAAGUUCAUCCAGGUCAACUAUCAGGAGAGCGGCACGGUCCGGGGAGCGUAUGUAGAGAAGUACCUGCUGGAGAAAUCUCGCUUAGUUUACCAGGAACACAAUGAAAGGAACUACCACGUGUUUUACUACCUGUUGGCUGGAGCCAGUGAUGAGGAGAGGAAGGCUUUCCACCUGCUCAAACCGGAGGAAUAUCACUACCUCAACCAGAUGACAAAGAAAUUGCACAAACUCCACUGGGACAGUUACUAUGAGGGCGAGCCGCAGGACAGCUUCACAGUAGAAGGAGAGGACCUCAAACAUGACUUUGAGCGGCUGCAACUGGCCAUGGAGAUGGUCGGCUUCCUGCCUGCCACACGAAAACAGAUCUUUUCCCUGCUGUCAGCGAUCCUCCACCUGGGGAACAUCCGUUACAAGAAGAAGGCCUACAGAGACGACUCCAUCGACAUCUGUAACCCGGAGGUCCUGCCCAUUGUGUCAGAGCUGCUGGAGGUCAAAGAGGAAAUGCUGCUUGAAGCCCUGACAACCAGGAAGACGGUGACUGUCGGAGAGAGACUCAUCGUGCCCUACAAGCUGGCAGAGGCGGGUACAGUGAGAGACUCGAUGGCCAAGUCGCUGUACAGCGCCAUGUUCGACUGGAUUGUCUUCAGGACGAACCACGCGCUGCUCAACAACAAAGACCUCGAGGACAGCUCAAAGAUUCUGUCUAUAGGAGUUCUGGACAUCUUUGGCUUUGAGGACUAUGAGAACAACAGCUUUGAACAAUUCUGCAUCAACUUUGCCAACGAGCGGCUCCAACAUUAUUUCAACCAACACAUCUUCAAACUGGAACAGGAGGAGUACAGGGCAGAGGGGAUCACCUGGCACAACAUCGACUACAUCGACAACAGCGGCUGCCUCAACCUCAUCAGCAAGAAACCCACCGCUCUGUUCCAUCUGCUGGACGAGGAGUGCAAUUUUCCUCAAGCCUCCAAUCAAACCCUGCUGGAUAAGUUCAAACGGCAGCAUGAAGGGAACAGCUACAUCGAGUUUCCAGCCGUCAUGGAGCCCGCCUUCAUCAUCAGACACUACGCCGGCAAAGUCAAGUACGGCAUCAAGGACUUUCGGGAGAAGAACACCGACCACAUGCGGCCCGACAUCGUGGCUUUGCUGAAGAGCAGCAAGAACGCCUUCAUCUGCGGCCUGAUGGGAAUCGACCCCGUGGCGACCUUCCGCUGGGCCGUGCUGCGGGCGUACUUCAGGGCCCUCGUUGCGUUCAGGGAGGCUGGGAGAAGGCACACUCACAAAAAAACGGGGAAUGACUCGGCAGUUCCCUGUCCCGUUGCCAAAACCGUCGACAGCUUCAGUUUCCUUCACCACCCGGUUCACCAGAGGAGCCUUGAGAUCCUUCAGAGAUGUAAAGAUGAGAAAUACAGCAUCACAAGAAAGAAUCCUCGAACGCCUCUAUCAGAUCUUCAAGGCACCAACGCUCUGAAUGAGAAAGCCAGCUGGGAUGGCUACAGCGUCGGGUGUAAUGGUCGUAGCUCCAGAUUGAGCCACGUUCCUCCAUCAGGCAGCCCCGCCCUGGAAGAAGACGGGAUCUUUUUAAAUUCUGCUAACAGCAAGCUCCUGGAGAGAGCCCAGGGCAUCUUAUUGAGAAACAAAAACUGCAAAAACAAACCAACCCUUCCCAAGAAUUUGUUGAAUGUGAAAUCUCUGCGAUACCUGAGCGGUGUGACGCUCCACGAUCGCAUCACCAAGUCGCUGCUUCACCUGCACAAGAAGAAAAAGCCACCUAGCAUCAGCGCUCAGUUCCAGGCUUCACUCAACAAGCUGAUGGAGACUCUAGACCAGUCAGAGCCGUACUUUGUAAAGUGCAUCCGCUCCAAUGCAGAGAAGCUGCCACUGCGGUUCAGCGACAGUCUGGUGCUCAGACAGCUGCGGUACACGGGAAUGCUGGAAACCGUCCGGAUCCGCCAGUCGGGAUACAGCAGCAAGUUCACCUUCCAGGAGUUUGUUCGUCACUUUUAUGUACUGAUGCCUCGAGGAACGACUCCAACAAAGUCAGGAAUCAGGGAGUUCUUCCGGCGGAUCCACAUCCCGCCCGCAGGCUAUCAAGUGGGCAACACAAAGGUGUUCCUGCGGGAGGUGGAGCGCCAGCGCCUCCAGACGCUCCUGCAUCAGGAGGUGCUGCGGCGGAUCGUCAUGCUCCAGCGCCGCUUCCGAGCCGUUCUGGAGAGGAAGCACUUUGUGAACAUGCGGCGAGCGGCCGGCACCAUCCAGAGGUGGUGGCGCCUUUGCCUCCUCAAGCAGUCCAGCAUUGACCAGAGUAUGGAGGAGGGGGCGGCCGUGUGCCUUCAGGCGGCGUGGAGGGGUUACAGGGAGCGCAGGAAAUUCCUGCAGCGGCGCUCCUCGGCCGUCGUUAUCCAGAGGAGCUGGAGGAGUUGUCAGCGCCGCCGCAGGCGAUGGGCGGCUACAACCAUUCAGAGGGUGUGGCGAGGGUUCAGAGAGAGGAAGCGAUACGGCAAGACGCUGAGAGCGGUGACGCAGCUGCAGGCCGCCUGCAGAGGCUACCUGGCUCGGCUCAGGUUUGAAAGUUUAAAGCAGCAGCUUGAAAGAGUCUGCAGACCUCCAGAUCUGCCCCCUGCAGUGCAGGACACUAGCACUUUGGGAGACCGGGACAGAUGCGCUUCUGCAGAACCGUCUGUAGAUUUCGAGUCUGCCGCCUCUGCUGAGGCAGAAAAGGACGAGGACUCUGAGCGAAGCCGGAGCACGGACGAAAGCAGCCACAAGAACCGAUCAAAGCGAGAGAGCCGGCGCAUGAGGGAGCUGGAGCAGGCUCAGUUCAGUCUGGAGCUCCUCAAAGUCCGGACCACCAGCGUGGGGGGUUCGCUCCCUGAAGACGGAGCCCAAAAGGAAGCAGACGAGCAUCCCAGACCGUCCCCGCACGGAUCCCCGGCGAGUCAUGGCAGCUUUGAGCUGGUCAGCGUGGAAGAGAUGGAGUCUGACGGGGGCUCCGGUUCCCGCUCAAACCACCCUGCAGAAACGCUCCGGGACUCCAACCACAACGAAAAGCUGGUGAAGGAGCCUGUCAACCAGCUCCAGGAACAGAGGGCAACUUUUUACAUCGCUUCCGACCAAAGCCCGGUCCACCAAACGAACCCCGAGAAGAAAAGGAGAGAGUCCACGUCCCGGAGGCCGGUGGUGGUUCUGAUCAGUAUGCAGAAGGAGAGUCCGGUGGAGGAGGGGGAGCUGCUGGCAGCACAAACCCUGGACAGAUCCGAUCCCAAAGAGACUCCCGUUUCUGUGGCAUCAGAACGAGAAGCACCUCCUGGAGUUCUCCAAGCAAAAAGAGAUGCAUCUGGAGCGGACAAGUCUUCCAGAACCUCCUCUUCAGGGGCUACUAAAGACAAAUCCGAGGUGUCAGAAACGUGCACCUCAGAGGGGAACAUCCCAGAUGUCCCACAGCCAAAAUCCACCGUUCCAAGUCAGCAGGAGAGGAAAGCCACACGGCAUGCAAAGGAGGCUCCCAGCCCGGUUCUGGAAACUAAACCACCCAAAGCCCAGAAGAAGAGCUCCAACCAGACGGUGAUUGUGAACAUGGUGGAGAAACCGUCCGGCACGAUCUUUUCUCCACCCAGACGCAAGCUGCCCUUCUCCAAGUCGGACAAAGACCUGGUGAAUCAGGAGAGAUCUGUGUCUCUGUCCAUGUACCGGGACGACUCUCGAGCUGAUGGGUCCAGGAGCAGAUCGGCCUCUCACAAAGACCAGAAGAAGAUCCAUAAAACCAUGUCUUCAGGGGACCUGGGCAAGGUGGACACCCUGAGGAAAACCCCCAGUCAGGACGGGAGCAGGAUGAAGGGAAAGAUGCGAUUUUGGAGCAAAACGAAACACAGCGAGAAAAAGCUGAGCAGAGAGAAGCAGGCCAGCAGGAGCGAAGCUGCAGACUCCAGUAGAGAAGCUCAGUCUCCUCCUCACAGUCCAGACUUUGAGGUGGUUUCUCCCCGAGGCGUGCGGGACAGCAAGGAGAACAAAGAGCCGUCUCCCAAAAUGAGGCGCCGUCGUAGUGUGAAGAUCAGCAGCAUCACUCUGGAGCCCGCCCAGUGGCAGAACGACGGCCUGCACAUCCUCACCUCCACCAGCGACUACCGCAGCAUGAACGACUUCCUCAUGAAGAAGAUCGCUGACCUGGAUGCUGAGGACAGUAAAAAGGACACGAUGGUCGACGUGGUCUUCAAGAAAGCACUGAAGGAGUUUCGGAUCAACAUCUUCAACUCGUACUCUACUGCUCUGGCUAUGGAUGAUGGGAAGAGCAUCCGCUACAAAGACCUGUACGCACUGUUUGAGCACAUCCUGGAGAAGACCAUGCGAACGGAGCAGAGAGACUGGAGCGAGUCUCCGGUCAAAGUGUGGGUCAACACCUUCAAGGUCUUCCUGGAUGAGUUCAUGACGGAGUACAAACCCAUGGAGGGAACCAUCAGCCGGGCUCCAAAACGGGAACGCAAGAAGUCCAGGAAGAAGGAAACUGACAUUGUGGAGGAGAUCAAUGGCCACAUUUUCAAAUCCACUCAGUACAGCAUCCCCACCUACUGCGAGUACUGCUCCUCACUCAUCUGGAUGAUGGACCGAGCCUGCGUCUGCAAACUGUGCCGCUACGCCUGCCACAGGAAGUGCUGCUCCAAGAUGACCACCAAAUGCAGCAAGAAGUAUGACCAGGAGCUGUCUUCCCGUCAGUUUGGCGUGGAGCUGUCCCGUCUGACCAGCGAGGAGCGACCAGUUCCUCAGGUGGUGGAGAAACUCAUCAACUACAUUGAAAUGCACGGCCUCUACACAGAGGGGAUCUACAGGAAGUCUGGCUCCACCAAUAAGAUCAAAGAGCUGCGACUGGGGCUGGACACAGAUGUGAGCAGCGUGAAUCUGGACGACUACAACAUCCACGUCAUCGCCAGCGUGCUCAAACAGUGGCUCCGUGACCUGCCCAGCCCCCUCAUGACCUUUGAACUUUAUGAAGAGUUUCUCAGAGCCAUGGGCCAACCGGACAAGCGGGAGGUGAUCCGCGGCGUGUAUUCUGUUAUCGACCAGCUCAGCAGGACACACCUCAGCACGCUGGAGCGCCUCAUCUUCCAUCUGGUCAGAAUUGCGCUGCAGGAGGAAACCAACAGGAUGUCUGCCAACGCGCUCGCCAUCGUCUUUGCUCCGUGCGUCCUCCGCUGCCCCGACACCAUCGACCCCCUGCAGAGCGUCCAGGACAUCAGCAAAACCACGGCGUGUGUAGAGCUGAUCAUCAACCAGCAGAUGAGCAAGUACAAAGCUCACCUAAGAGACAUCAGCAGUCUGGAGUUUGCAGAGGGCAAAGCCAAGAGCCGACUGACCCACAUCGGCAGGUCCAUGAAACCUGUACUUAUUGCUGUUAGGUUUAUGAGCAUUACCCGCACUCCCACCGCGGCCAAAAGUCGCGUCCGGCAGAGCGGCUCCCACAUGACCUCGCCUCCUCUGAGCCCCAAAGGCCCCCAGGUGGUGGAUGGAGGCACUGCAGGCGUAGGAGAGGACGCGGCGGAGGUGGUGUUGAGCGAGCAGCAGCAGCUGGCCAUGCAGCAGGAGGAGCGGAUACUGACCGAGCAGAUCGAGAGUCUGCAGAAGGAAAAAGAGGAGCUGACAUACGAGAUGCUGAUCCUGGAGCCACGGGCGUCCGAUGAUGACACUCCAGAGUCGGAAGCAUCCAUCGGCACAGCAGACAGCUCAGAGAACAUCACCAUGGAGACGGAGGGAGCCACAUCUGACCCCUCGGAGCGCAGCACCUUCCGAUCCAGGAAGUCUGAGGGGAAAAACCGGCGAGCUCUGUGCCGCCAGCCAGACUCCCAGGACUCUGCUGACUCCGCCUCCACCAUUUCCUCCUUCCAGCUCUCCUCCUCCGUCUCUUCCAACACCUCCGGCUCCCCGAUGCCUCACUACCGCUUCCGCUCGUCCUCCUCUGGACCCCUGCUCACGUCUGCUGGUUUGGGGGCCCCGCUGGCGGAGGCAGAGGGGGCCCAGAAGAGCAGCAAGACUCGACUCAGGCUCAGGCUGAGCCGCAGCUCGCCGCGCGAGUCCUCAGGAAGCCAUCGGAGGGAGUCGGACUUCGGCUCUGGGCCGCAGCCGCUGGUUCUGUACGGCAACAAGGAAUUCAUGGUGUGACGAGGAGGAGGGGGCGGAGCACACCGUUUUGGAACAGGACGGUGUAGUUGAAGGGGAGCGAGGAGAGCACCCCCAAUGCUGGCCCAGUGAAAGCUGUGAAAAUGGAGCAGUGCUGGAAAGAUGCACAGAGCCCGAGCACUGACCGUCCACGAGAGCUGCUCGACUCCUCAUGGAGCGCUGGGGGGGCUGUUAGAGGAGGAGAAGAAGGGAAGGCGGUAGAAAACACGCAAAGCCAAAUCCUCCAAAGCUGUUGUUUUUUUAGCAGACGGUUAACGCCACGCCGAACAAAUAAAAAAUGUAGCCAUACUGACUGAAGUGGCAGACGACUUCUCGCUCUUUACGUUUACACGAAACGCACCAGCCAGGAGGCUGCAAGCUUCUCCAUCACGCCUGCUCCCCCAAAGUUAGGAUAACAUUACAGCUGUAUGUUCAUUAUUGUUAUUAUUAUUAUGCAGUGGACUGAAAUGUACAUAGAAAGAAGGUCCAGUUCUGCUCCUGGUUGUUUAUUGAUUUAAUUCGACUUCCUGUUUUGUACAGUCAGGAUUCCUUCUUUGUUUCUGCUUUACUUUCCCAGUUCAGAAAAGAAGUUGGUGAUCCGUGAACGGAACUGGAUGGCAGAAAUCUUUCUUUCUUUCUUUCUGUUCUUGCCUUUUGUUUUUCCCUCCUUGUGUUCAGAAGCAUCAGUGUUACCACGUCAGGACUUGAAUUUUUUAUGUAUAUUGUUGCUGUAUUAUAGCUGGUAUUUUGUUCUGAUGUAAGCCAUUUUUUUCUCUCCUGUGUGAAUACCUGAGUGAGUGAAGCCUCGAUUUCAUACACUAGGAUACUUUAGGAAUGUUGGUGUAAGGGUGGGAACGGUCUCCGUAGCAACCGUGCGACACUAAGUGACUUUAAAAGGAAAGGGGAGGUUUUUAAGUCUCUUGCACUCAUCCACACGCUCAAACCGUCCGUGAAGUCCGCUGAGCCACACUCUCCUCUUCCUCCUUCUCUUCAUCAUCAUAAAACAACAGUAGCUCUUCUAUCUUCUAUCCGGUUCUGGCUGUGAAAAGUAGCAUUUAAUCUGCCUGGUAACCAGACGUGUAGCAGCUUGCUCAGACCGUCCGCAAAACGGUUUUUCUUCUCGUCCAAACUGCCUGUGAUGUUGACUCUGCAUUUAAAGCACUAAACCUUCUGCAUUCGGCAAGCUUUGCUCUCAUCUUACAACACGGUCUGCAGCUGCAGGUCUGUGUGAAUGCUGCCUCAGCUGCUCUCACUAACAGCAUAUUGUAAACCUAUUUAAGUCUUUUUCUGAAGGGAGCGGAAAGAACAAAAUCCAUUACCACUCAGAUAUCUUCAUGUUCAUAUUUGACAGGAUGUGUUUUUUUGUUUUUUUUUUGUUCAUAUGGCAUUUUUGGAGGGAAAAUGAUUAAAAAGUAUUUAAAAAAAUAUUUAUAAUAAAAAUUAAAAAAAUCAAAUAAAAAGUUCCUGUAACUGUCACUGGAAGGCAUGCUCUGCUUUCUCUGGUUGUUUUGCUCUUUGUUCCUCUUUUAUACACAAGUGUAUGUAUACUAUUUAUGAUCAUGCUUUUGGGAUGUACAAAGAAUCUGUUAUAAAAGGAUAUAUUAUCCUGUCAA
Molecule: messenger RNA, 9189 nt
Organism: Oryzias melastigma (Indian medaka)
Lineage: Eukaryota; Metazoa; Chordata; Actinopteri; Beloniformes; Adrianichthyidae
Product: unconventional myosin-IXAa
Exons: 43
Coding region: 476-7579 (2367 amino acids)
Biological process (GO): intracellular signal transduction
Cellular component (GO): myosin complex
Molecular function (GO): ATP binding; GTPase activator activity; microfilament motor activity
Source: RefSeq, a predicted model, not a curated record